Molecule: messenger RNA, 1825 nt
Organism: Humulus lupulus (European hop)
Lineage: Eukaryota; Viridiplantae; Streptophyta; Magnoliopsida; Rosales; Cannabaceae
Product: beta-glucosidase 44-like
Exons: 11
Coding region: 57-1634 (525 amino acids)
Biological process (GO): carbohydrate metabolic process
Molecular function (GO): beta-glucosidase activity
Source: RefSeq, a predicted model, not a curated record
CUCUUAAAGUGUCUAACCAUAGCUUUCUCUCUCUUCCUUUCUUCUUCUUCUUCUCCAUGGGUUUCAAAAUGAGAAUCCCAGACCCAAUAGCACUGCUUCUCUUACUGGUGACCACCAGUGCCAUUUGUGUGAUCCACUGCAACGCGACUGCACCGGAGCUCGGUGAGGCUUCAUUUUCCUCCGAAAGGUUCAAUUUGGAGAGUGGUGGUGAUGGGCUUAGCAGGGCCCAGUUUCCUAAGGGGUUCGUGUUCGGUACGGCGACGUCGGCUUACCAGGUCGAGGGCAUGGCCCAUCAGGACGGUCGUGGGCCCAGCAUUUGGGAUGUCUUCGCCAACACUCCUGGGAUUAUUGCUAAUAAUGGGUCAGCAGAUGUUACUGUAGACCAAUAUCACCAUUAUAAAGAAGAUGUUGAUAUCAUGAAAAAACUAAACUUUGAUGCCUACCGGUUUUCAAUUUCUUGGUCCAGAAUUUUCCCAGAGGGUACUGGAAAAGUAAAUUGGAAAGGAGUUGCCUAUUACAAUAGGUUGAUCAACUAUAUGCUUAAAAGAGGGAUUACUCCAUAUGCAAACCUUUAUCAUUAUGAUCUUCCUGAAGCACUGGAGAAAAAGUAUUUGGGAUUGCUUGGCAACCAAGUUGUAAAAGAUUUUGCUGAUUAUGCAGACUUUUGUUUCAAGACAUUUGGAGACCGAGUAAAGAACUGGAUGACAUUCAACGAGCCUCGAGUUGUGGCUGCGCUUGGGUACGAUAAUGGACUUCAUGCUCCAGGAAGGUGCUCCAAAGCAUAUGGAAACUGCAGAGCUGGGAACUCAGCAACGGAGCCUUACAUCGCUGCUCACAACAUGAUCUUAUCUCAUGCAGCUGCUGUUCAGAGAUACCGCGAAAAGUACCAAAAAACACAAAAGGGAAAGAUUGGGAUCUUGUUGGACUUUGUUUGGUAUGAGCCUCUUACUAGAUCAAAGGCAGAUAACUAUGCAGCACAAAGAGCCCGAGACUUUCAUGUCGGAUGGUUCAUUCAUCCAAUUGUAUAUGGUGAGUAUCCAAGAUCAAUGCAAGGAAUAGUAGGCAAAAGGCUACCCAAGUUCACAAAAGAACAGGUUAAAAUGGUGAAGGGCUCAAUGGAUUUUGUAGGGAUAAACCAAUACACUACAUUCUAUGUAACUAGUUCAAAUAAACCAAAACCAAAGGUCUUGGGGUACCAGAGGGACUGGAAUGUAGAUUUUAUUUAUAAAAAGAAUGGAGUUCCCAUAGGUCCUAGAGCAAAUUCCUACUGGCUCUACCAAGUACCAUGGGGUUUGUACAAAUGUUUAACUUACAUAAAAGAGCAUUAUGGAAACCCAACUGUGAUCCUAUCUGAAAAUGGCAUGGAUGAUCCGGGCAAUGUGACACUAGCUCAAGGUUUACAUGACACAACAAGGAUCAAGUUCUACAAAAACUACCUGAUUCAACUGAAGAAGGCAGUUGAUGAAGGAGCCAAUGUGGUUGGCUACUUUGCAUGGUCAUUGCUUGACAACUUCGAGUGGAGAUUAGGUUACACUUCAAGGUUUGGCAUUGUCUAUGUUGAUUUCCACACCCUCAAGAGGUACCCGAAGAUGUCUGCUUAUUGGUUCCAAAAACUUCUCCAAAGAAACAAGUAGUAGUGCUUUUUGAGUCACCAAGGUUUUAACAAAAGUAUUCAUAUAUCUAUAAUCUCAUGCCUCUUAGUCCUACUCAACAUACUAUCCAAUUGCAAUUAGACUGUCCUCUUCUAUAAUGGUUUCUAGCUACCAUGCCCUUUUAUUUGAGUCUAAGAGACUGGCCAUUUUGUUAAAGAGACUGCUUUUUUUUA